AUGGCUGACACCGCGAUUCACAAAAACCGGCCUCCAUUGACCGAAGCUACUAAUCGCGUCAACUCCCCGUGCUCACCAAUAGAUCAAAAUGGUCGUUACAAGCCAUACAAUGAACGGUAUCGUACUCAAGUCCCAACGCGGGCACCGAGUGGGAGCCAUACCAGCUCAAGCCGCCAACCUGAUAUCCGUGUCACCGCAGCUCCGUUAGCUUCGAACCCGCCGAUGGUUGUUCCCUCACAACCGACUCAAGAGCAGGUUGAUCAGAGAAGACUUUCCCAAGCCUCCUAUGACUCGACCUCAAGCAACCGGAGCAAAAAGAACUACAAGACCCAUGUUGGUCCUUGGCAGCUGGGACGAACAUUGGGCAAAGGUUCAUCAGCACGCGUUCGAUUAUGCCGCCAUGCCGUCACAAACCAGCUUGCAGCUGUCAAAAUCGUCAACAGGCGUAUGGCGUACCUCGUACAGGAUAGCAGCUUGGCCGCUCUCACAAAGUGGGACAGCAGCCUGCCCCCUCAAAUCAAUGGUGAAAUGCGAGUGCCCAUGGCGAUUGAACGAGAAGUUGCCAUUCUCAAACUCAUUGAGCAUCCUCAUAUCAUGAAGUUGUAUGAUAUCUGGGAGAACCGCUCUGAAAUAUAUUUGAUUUUGGAAUAUAUUGAUCAAGGAGAUCUCUUCACCUACAUCAACUCUCGUGGGAAAUUGCACGAAGAAGUUGCACUCUACUUCUUCCGUCAAAUGAUUAGCGCAAUCACGUACUGCCAUUCAUUCAAUAUUUGCCACCGUGAUCUGAAGCCUGAGAACAUCUUGAUCAGUGCAGACCUGCAAAUCAAAAUAGCUGAUUUUGGCAUGGCCGCCUUGCAUCAGACCGACACUCACCAGUUGGCUACGGCUUGCGGUAGUCCUCACUAUGCGGCUCCUGAACUUCUCAAGAAUCGGCAAUAUCGAGGUGACAAAGCUGAUAUCUGGAGUAUGGGUGUCAUCCUGUACGCUAUGCUUGCUGCCACCCUCCCAUUCGACGAUCCGGACAUACGAGUCAUGAUGAACAAGACCAAAAAGGGCCAGUAUGUGAUGCCGAAGCAUAUCAGUCCAGAAGCCGAGGAUCUUAUCAAGCGCAUGCUCCAAGUGAAUCCUGAUCGUCGAAUUUCUCUCAAAGAUAUCUGGCGCCAUCCACUUGUUCAGAAAUAUAGCUACCUAGAUAACUACGGCGAGAACAAUGGCCAGCCGCCGGACAUUCGCAAGGGCUUCCAAUACAGUCCAGUUCCUCGGGAGGAAAUUGAUUUCCAGCUGCUCCGCCAGCUGAGAUCAAUGUGGCACAUGUUCAGUGAGGAAGAUCUUGCCAUGAAGCUAUCUUGUAAAGAACCAAAUGACCAAAAGGCAUUCUACUGGUUGCUCUAUAGAUAUCGCGAGAAACAGCUUGAGGAUUUCAGGCCCGAACUCGCCCAUUCAACCAGUGAUUAUCAUCAUCUCAAACCCGGUAUUUGGAAGAAACGUGUCGCAACUUGCCACUUUGCUCAGCCGCGUGCCAACGGACAUGGCCGCUCCGUGUCGAAAUUCACAGUUAUUUCAAACGCGGCGGAGACGGAGGCAGAAACCGACCAAAGCUACGAUCCAUACCGAGGAAGCCGUAUGCUUAAGCCUUGUAACUCACAGGUUAGCCAAGCCAGGAUCACUGUGCACAGGGAUCGCCCAGCCAGCAGCGGGCAUCAAGCCCCCCAUUCGACUAGGAUGCGUAGUAACUCUACUACUCACCGUGUACGCAGUAACUCGAGUAGAGCCUUCGCGAAUGGUCGGCCUGCAUCUUCUCGAGGUUCCAUGGCCUCCCUUCACAGCGCUCGACAUGCAGGGCUGGGAGCGCCUGGCGCGAGUUUGCGACACAAGCGUGGCGUUGAUUUCACGCAAGUGAGGAAACAGUCAACCCAAGCACAGCCACCUGCCCAGCCCAAGGCUCCGGUGGAAGACGUUCCGAAGAUCAAGGAGCCCGCGGCUAGUCAGCCUAAAGUUGAACGAUCCGUAUCUCCAGAGCUGCCGGUUCAAGCCAACGGCACACAUCCGAUGGCCAAGGGUGCACCUAUUGCGGAUGUCUUGUUCAAUGAUGAGCUCCGGCAUUUCAGCAGCAAUAUUGCCAAGGAUUGUGAUGAAGCAUUUGGAAGCUCUCUUAUCGAAGAUGAAUCUAUGGCUGGAUCGAUGACAGAUGGCGAUCGUAAACAACGAGAGUCUCCCUUCAGCUUCAGCCUGGCCAGCACUCCCGAUACGCUUCAAGGAACAGGGGCUUCAGCAAAGCCAUGGGACUUGAGACCACUACCACCUCUACCGCCCAACAAUUCAGCCCAUGGCGAUAGAUUAGAUGGUGGCACUGAUGCAGUCUCGCCGAUAAGUGGUGAUGGAGAAGAACCAACGCACUCUGUUUUCGUCAUGCCAACGCAUUCAGCUGAACGACGUGUCGUUUCCGCCCCAGCUCAAACCAAUAUUACCCGCAAACCAGUUACUAUGCCAUCCAUCAAUGAGAACAAGGCUCUCAAUAGCACCUCGGGUGACAAGGGUCGAAUUGUCUCGGCCCCUCCACACAAUCCAAGAGGAAGGAAUGCAGAGAUACGCGACGACAUGGAAUACUUGAGCAAAGUGGAGAACUCGAUCCGAGUUGUUAGUUCUCCAUCAGAGAGCCCGGUUAAGAUACCAAAGCCUCUGAAUGUGAGAAAGAAAAGCACAACAGAGGUCCCGGUGGUCCAGACUGAGGAAGACGCCAGCCAGACCCAAGCAGACACAUCCCAGGACGCCCAAAACGGUGCGAGGAAGAGAAAACUGUGGUUCAGGAGAACAUCUAGAGCUGAAUCCGAUAGUGGUGGGACGAUCUCUAGCAGAUCUCACGACCAGACGACACAUGCCGGCUCUGAGCCCGUAAACGAAGGCGAUACCAAUCCGAACCACAUCGCUAAUAAUAAGAAGAAGAGUUUCACAUUUCCAUUCUGGAAGAGCAAUAAGAUGGCAGGUUCGACCAUGUCAAUUGAUGAAGAGUCAUCUGCCUCUGCCAAGGAGGGAAAUGCGAUCACAGUCCAACCGAGCAAGGACAAACGAGAUUCGACCGCGAGUAGUCAGCGCAACAUCGAGGUGAAGCAAAACUGGCUAGCCCGGCUAUUCAGGGUCAAACCAGCUACACGUUACCUCUGCAUGGCAAUUUCUCGCAGGCGUGCUCGCCAAGAAGUUGCAAUCCUGCUCCGUGAAUGGAGAAAAUACGGUAUUAGAGGUAUCCAAGUGGACAAGCAACGUAACAUCGUUUUUGCUCGCGUAGGGGCCAAAAACUAUCUGGACCUUAAAGAAGUGGAGUUCGCUGCCGAGGUGAUGACGGUAAUUGAGCACGGGAAGAAGCAGCAACUGAGCAUUAUUCGAUUCACGCAAGAGCGUGGUGCUGCAAGCAGCUUCCACAAAGUUGUCGAAACUAUGAAGAGCGUAUUCGAAAGCCGCAGUCUCUUGGUGCCCGACGAGGGGAAGCAGAAGAUGAUGAUCAAGACGUUGAACUCUUGA
Clonostachys byssicola is the source of this 3516-nucleotide messenger RNA. The record is from the annotation of a GenBank genome assembly. NCBI's taxonomy places the organism in Eukaryota, Fungi, Ascomycota, Sordariomycetes, Hypocreales, Bionectriaceae.